Molecule: messenger RNA, 3080 nt
Organism: Polistes canadensis
Lineage: Eukaryota; Metazoa; Arthropoda; Insecta; Hymenoptera; Vespidae
Product: tRNA dimethylallyltransferase, mitochondrial
Exons: 11
Coding region: 407-1660 (417 amino acids)
Biological process (GO): tRNA modification
Cellular component (GO): mitochondrion
Molecular function (GO): tRNA dimethylallyltransferase activity
Source: RefSeq, a predicted model, not a curated record
GCAAGCAAGAUAGAAAGAUGUACCAGGACAGUGAAAUGGAAAUGUCGCGAGUGCCGUUAUUAGUGAUUUUGGGUUCAACUGGUUCAGGAAAAUCAAAACUUGGAAUUGAAUUGGCUAGAAAAUUCGGUGGGGAAAUUAUUUCGGCGGAUAGUAUGCAGGGUAAUAGUAUUCGUGAGUGGACUGAAGUUUUUCUACAUUAAAUUAGUUGUGGAUAAAUUGGUUUUUGAAAACUCGUAACUAUAUCGGAUGUCUCGGUUAAUUAGGCGAUUUAUCGAAACGACUUUAACUCACUCAUUCGCUCUCUUACACGUCGAAGGCGCACGCGCGUGACCUAAUUAAUAAAAUUUACGCGGUGUAUAAGGAUCUGGAUAUCGUUACUGCCAAGGUGACCAAGGAGGAAAAGCAAAUGGCGGUUCAUCACAUGCUGGACAUCGUUGAUCCUCUCACUCAUUUUUCCGUCAUCGAUUUCAGGAACAUGGCGCUACCAAUUAUGGAUAAUUUAAUAUCAAAUAAGAAGAUCCCGAUUGUCGUCGGUGGCACGAAUUAUUACAUAGAGUCACUACUUUGGAAAAUACUUAUACCCAAUGUGAAGGAGAAAAAGGACCAAGAGAGAAAUAUUUUAAGUGACAAUGACAAUGAUAAUGAAGAUAGCAAUGGCAACACGCAGGCAAUGUUGGGAAGAAGCGGAACGAAAGACGAAUCUUCGUCUAAAAAGAAGAUGAAGAUCGACGGGAAGAUCGACACGAAGAUGAGUACGAUAGAGGAGACGAAAGAGGAGAUGAGUGAACAGACGAACGAGGUGCUAUAUCGUAGAUUGGUCGAAAUUGAUCCGGAAAUGGCGCAAAGGCUUCAUCCUAAUAAUAGAAGAAAGAUUAUAAGAUCAUUGGAAGUUUUCGAGCAAUACGGAAAAACACAUAGCGAAAUUUUAAAAGAACAACGAUUGGAAGGUGGCUCAGGUUUAGGAGGUCCCUUGCGUUAUGCUAAUGCGAUUAUUUUCUUGCUACGAUGCGAUAAGGAAAUUCUUAAUAAGCGGUUAAAUCAAAGAGUCGACGCUAUGAUGCAAAAUGGUCUGAUCAAGGAGUUACUCGAAUUUCAUCGUAAAUACAACGAAGAUAGGAUUAAGGCCAAUUUGUCACCUGAUUACACGAAAGGCAUCUUCCAGAGCAUCGGCUUCAAAGAGUUUCAUGAUUACCUCAUCUUACCAGAAGAGGAGAGGGCAAGCAAGAAGGGAAAAAUACUGCUUGAACAAGGUCUUGAUUGUUUGAAAUUGGUUACGAAAAGAUAUGCUAACACCCAACAGAAAUGGAUCAGGAAUCGUUUUUUACGUCGAGUCGAUAGACAGGUUCCACCGUUGUAUGAAUUGGACUGCACUGAUUUGACUCAAUGGGAAUCUACUGUUUAUGAUAAGGCAGUCUCGAUAAUUUCUGCAGUAUUACGUGGUGAGAAACCCGAAGAAAGACCUAUCAAUGAGAAUAUCAAGGAUCAGAAAACUAGUGAUAGCAGUAAUGAAUUCCAAAAUUAUUGCGAGAUUUGUGACAGAAUAUUCAUUGGUAAGUUGCAAUGGAAUGCGCAUAUAAACGGAUUUAAGCAUCAAAAACAUCUGCGACGUAAAAGAAAAAUGGAAGUACCAAAUUCGGAAAAAAAAGCAAAAUCAUCAUAGAUGGAUAUCUAAUUUAAAUAAUACGAUAUUAUAUAUAUAUAUAUAUAUGAUGUUCAAAAAACAUUAUUCAAUAUUUCUACGGUACAUAAAACACAUUAUAUUAAGUUGGUAAAUAAGUUUCAAUCAAUAUAGGUCAAAAACUCAACAGUUUCUGAUAUAUCAAUAGUUUUUUAUGUUAGUAUCAUGAAUAUGUUAAGAAUAUGUCAGGCAUUUAUGAAAAUGAAAAGGAGGACAUAUAAAAUAGUUUCUAUAAAUCGAAAACUAGCAUUAAAUCAACUAUAAUACUAACAUACAAAAAUAUUUGAAUCUCAGAAACGAUUGACAUUUCGAAUUAUGUCUACUGAGACUUUUUUACUCAGUACAGUAUAAUCUAUGCUAUUAUAAAUAUUGAAUGUUUUUUUUUUUAACAUCCUACAUAUAUAUCAAUAAGUGUAUGUUUAACAGACUGUAAAGAGAAAAAGUUUAUAUAUUUUCUAAUGAAAGUGUUCAACAACAGUCGAUAAAUUAGAUUGUUAUUUUAUCGAUAUGAAAUAAUGUAGUUUUAUUUUGCAUAUUAUUGUAUCAUACGAUGCUUAUGCAGAGAACAGUCCGUUUUAAUAAUUUUUAACGAAAAAUUGCGAUAUAGAUGUAGUAUACAAAAUAAUAGUGAAAGCAAUUAUCGAGAGAUAUUGUGUAUCUACUGUUGGUAAAAUUUCCUCUGUGAUAAUAGGAUCUUAAUAAUUUUUUUUUCAGAAUUAAAUGAUACUUUAACAGUCAUUAUUAAUCAAAAUCUGAAAAAAAUUAUUCAAUAAUUACUUUUACAAGAUUUACAAUCGCUUGACAAUAAUUUUAGUUGUGAAAUUUGUUUUUUUAGGUUUCUAUUUCGUUGAAUACUUACAAAUAUUAAUGAAACUUUUAAUUGUAACGAAAAAGGUAUCGUUUAUUUUGAUUAAAUAAUUACUUUUCUAUUAAUUAAAAUCUAAUUAAAAUCUUUUUCUAAAAUUUAUUGAUAUUAAUAUACAUAUUUUUUGUCGAAUUUUUUAUUGGCUUUUAACUAAAUCUUUUUUAUGUACCUUCAUACAGUUAAUAGUUUAUAUAACAUUUUUUCUUUAUAUUUUUUAUAUGAUAUACAACUCCAAACGUUUCGUCUAUGCGCCUAAUACGAAGUUUAAUUACAGAGGCACAGGUGUGCAGCGCUCAGCCACUUUACUAUUUCAAUUAACGUAAAUUCACAGUUUCCAUUGCCUUUGAAACUGUUUUCAGUUUCUGUGGAAAAUGUCGGAUCCUAAUAGCGAAUCUACGAUGAAUUGAAAUUCGCAACACAUUUCGAACAUGUUCCACAUGUUCUCGUUCUAUUCAGUAUUGUCUGCAUCUCUAUGGACUAUGGAAUAUUUACUAAUGUUCUGUUUCAUAGCAAUUUAGAUUAAUAAACAAAAAAAUA